AUGGCGGACAAAGAAGAAGAAGAAGAAAAAGAAGAAGCAAAACAACAGCAACAGUUGCCGGUUGUUUUACAAGUCCUGCCUGUCCGUGCAAUAGCCAAGGGAGAAGAUCGAUUCACGAAGAAGUUCAGAUUUCUCAAGGCAUGGGAAUCGUCGAUACCCACGGAACUCUUCUUGACUACUCACGCCCAGUCAGUGAGAGCUAUUCUCUGCUCUGGCAUAACCCCUGUUCCUGCCGAUAUCCUUCGAUGCCUUCCCUCUCUCGGUUGUAUUGUCACCACCAGCGCCGGUCUCAACCACAUCGAUUUGGCCGAGUGUUGGAGGAGGGGAAUUUCUAUAGCCAAUGCUGGAGACUGUUUCUCCGAAGACGCUGCUGAUUACGCUAUUGGACUAUUGCUUGAUGUCCUCAGACGAAUCUCUGCUGCCGACCGCUAUGUCCGCCGGGGGCUUUGGCCCACCAAGGGGGACUAUCCUCUUGGCUCCAGGUUGGGAGGACAGCGGGUGGGGAUAGUUGGGCUGGGACAUAUAGGCUCUGAAGUUGCGAAAAGGCUUGUUGCCUUUGGCUGCAGUAUCUCUUACAACUCCAGGAAGAAGAAGCCAUAUGUUGCAUUUCCAUACUAUUCGGAUGUCCUUGACCUUGCAGCUAAUACUGAUGUUCUCAUCAUUUGUUGUGCAUUGACAAAAGAAACACACCACAUUAUUAACAGGGAUGUACUGUUGGCAUUGGGAGAGAAAGGAGUCGUUGUUAAUGUGGGACGUGGAUCUCUCAUUGAUGAGAAGGAACUGAUUCAGUGUUUGGUGCAAGGCGAAAUUGGAGGUGCUGGUCUGGAUGUGUUUGAGAAUGAGCCGGAUGUGCCGAAAGAAUUUCGUGACUUGGAUAAUGUUGUAUUAUCUCCACAUAAAGCCGUCUUUACAUCAGAGUCCGAUUCAUCAUUACAUGAUUUGGUGAUAGCCAAUUUGGAAGCAUUCUUCUCUAAUAAACCAUUGCUUUCUGAGGUGAAGGAUGAAUGAGAAGAUCAUCUAUUCUAUCACAGAAAACAACACGAUGUUCUUGAUCACCAUGGGAAACAGAUAGCAAAAAUAAAUGUCUUUGAUUUGCUGCCAUUAUCUAUCAUCUCUCGUUGAGGAUUCAUUCGGUGCAUUCACGACACCCUUUUUGGAGAUGCACAGCAUGAAGUUGCACAAUAACUCCUAUUAUACCAUAAAAUUGUACUCACAAGUUUUUCUUUGUAAUCAUCUUUCUUAUUUCAGAUUUCCUUGGGAAAAUGUACUUUACAUCCCUCCCCCAAGGAACCCUAGCCUUCCUGGUUCUUGCAAUCUUCUAUUUUGAGCCACAUGGAGUGUUGAUCUUAUUGAAUAGAUCUUUCUUGGGUAGUA
Telopea speciosissima is the source of this 1374-nucleotide messenger RNA. Its product is annotated as glyoxylate/hydroxypyruvate reductase HPR3-like. The transcript is spliced from 2 exons. Gene Ontology annotation, molecular function: NAD binding; glyoxylate reductase (NADPH) activity; hydroxypyruvate reductase [NAD(P)H] activity. Gene Ontology annotation, cellular component: cytosol. The coding region runs from base 1 to 1008 and encodes 335 amino acids. Lineage: Eukaryota; Viridiplantae; Streptophyta; Magnoliopsida; Proteales; Proteaceae. The record is from RefSeq and is a predicted model, not a curated record.